Aspergillus aculeatinus CBS 121060 is the source of this 977-nucleotide messenger RNA. Its product is annotated as guided entry of tail-anchored proteins factor 1. The transcript has 3 exons. NCBI's taxonomy places the organism in Eukaryota, Fungi, Ascomycota, Eurotiomycetes, Eurotiales, Aspergillaceae. The coding region runs from base 231 to 842 and encodes 203 amino acids. Gene Ontology annotation, biological process: tail-anchored membrane protein insertion into ER membrane. The record is from RefSeq and is a predicted model, not a curated record. Gene Ontology annotation, cellular component: GET complex.
CUUCCGCAGGCUUGAGGGUCAACUUUUGUUCUCGAUCUGCUUCUGUGUGUCUCUGGACCUUGUUGGCUACAUCUCUCUGACUUAUCAUUUACGACCCGAAUCCGGUUGGAAAUCUGCGCCGCAUUGCAUACGCGCACUCAACACGGUCGCAGUUUUGUGGGCUUGCUGUCCAUUUUCCACCGAGACUUCCCCUCUACUCCAUUGUCAACAACCAUAACACCCGAUCCAUCAUGUUGCCUCUUGUGGGGAUUGUGCUUUUCGUUCACAUUGCCAUCUACCUUGUGAACACCGUCGGUGCGACCACGAUUGACAACCUAUUAUGGCUUCUCUACCUGAGACUCCCGACCCCAACAUCUAGGAAGUUCCGCGAGCAGAACCGUCUGAAGCGCGAAGUUGUCCAACUGAAACGGGACAUGAACAACACCAGCUCGCAAGACGAGUUUGCGAAAUGGGCCAAGCUACGAAGACGACACGACAAAACGAUGGAGGAAUAUGAAGCCAUGAAUAAGGAGCUCGCCUCGCAGAAAUCAUCUUUCGAUUGGGGCGUGAAAGCCGUCCGCUGGGUCGGUACAAGUGGCCUCAAGUUCUUCCUGCAAUUCUGGUACUCGAAAACGCCCGUCUUCAUGCUGCCGGAGGGUUGGGUCCCGUACUACGUGGCCUGGAUUCUGUCGUUCCCCCGCGCGCCUUUCGGGUCCGUGAGCAUCCAGGUUUGGAGUAAUGUUUGUGCCACGGCGAUCACCACUCUGGCCGAGAUUGUUACGGCAUUGCUGUUGCAAACGGAUAACGGAGCGGCGGAGCCUGUUCCUGCUGGUGCUAGUGCCGAGGAGAAGAAAGGGCAAUGAAGGACACGAAGACGACGGGGGAGAAAGGGGUUGUUUGAAGCGAGACUACUGGAUGAGCAAAAAGAACAAUUGUAUAAAAUAGAAUGACGGUGAUGAUAAUGGCUCUCAUUAUUUCUCUCAUUUGGCAAAUAUUGG